Molecule: messenger RNA, 1371 nt
Organism: Oncorhynchus masou masou (cherry salmon)
Lineage: Eukaryota; Metazoa; Chordata; Actinopteri; Salmoniformes; Salmonidae
Exons: 2
Coding region: 1-1371 (456 amino acids)
Source: RefSeq, a predicted model, not a curated record
AUGGUCGCCAGUCCAGAGCCUCCAGCGAUGGUUCCCAGUCCGGAGCAUCCAGCGGGGGUUCCCAGUCCGGAGCCUCCAGCGGGGGUUCCCAGUCCAGAGCCUUCUGCGAUGAUCUAUGGUCCGGAGUCCCCGGCGACGAUCUACGGUCCGGAGUCCCCGGCGACGAUCUACGGUCCGGAGUCCCCGGAGACCAUCCACGGUCCGGAGUCCCCGGAGACCAUCCACGGCCCGGAGCCCCCGGCGACGAUCCAUGGUCUGGAGCCUCUGGCGACGAUCCACGGUCUGGAGCAUCCUGCGACGAUCCAUGGUCCGGUUUCUCCGGAGACGAUCCACGGUCCGGUUUCUCCGGUGAUGAUCUACGUUCCGGAGUCCCCGGCGAUGAUCUACGGUCCGGUUCCUCAGGCAACGAUCCAUGGUCCGGAGCCUCCACCCACAACUCCAUCCACAGCCCCUCACUCCCAGCUCCAUCCCCAGCCCCUACUCACUAUCCAGCUCCAGCCCCUACUCACUACCCAGCUCCAUCCACAGCCCCUCCAUCCCUCCAUCCCCAGCCCCUACUCAAUCCACAGCUACUCACUAUCCAGCUCCAUCCACAGCCCCUACUCACUACCCAGCUCCAUCCACAGCCCCUACUCACUACCCAGCUCCAUCCACAGCCCCUACUCACUAUCCAGCUCCAUCCCCAGCCCCUACUCACUAUCCAGCUCCAUCCCCAGCCCCUACUCACUAUCCAGCUCCAGCCCCUACUCACUACCCAGCUCCAUCCCCAUCCCCUACUCACUACCCAGCUCCAUCCACAGCCCCUACUCACUACCCAGCUCCAUCCCCAGCCCCUACUCACUAUCCAGCUCCAUCCCCAGCCCCUACUCACUACCCAGCUCUAUCCCCAGCCCCUACUCACUCCAUCCCAGCCCCCAUCCACCAGCCCCUACUCACUACCCAGCUCCAUCCCCAGCCCCUACUCACUACUCCACCAGCCCCUACUCACUAUCCAGCUCCAGCACCUACUCACUAUCCAGCUCCAUCCCCAGCCCCUACUCACUACCCAGCUCCAUCCACAGCCCCUACUCACUACCCAGUUCCAGCCCAUACUCACUACCCAGCUCCAACCUCUACUCACUACCCAGUUCCAGCCCCUACUCACUACCCAGUUCCAGCCCAUACUCACUACCCAGCUUCAGCCCAUACUCACUACCCAGCUCCAACCUCUACUCACUACCCAGCCCCUACUCACUACCCAGCCCCAAAGCCAGCCAUUACUCACCACCCAGCCCCUACACACCACCCAACUCCAUCCUCAGCUCCAACCCCAGAAGAGAGUAUUUGUAUGUGUUUCCCCCCUGUGGACACGACAUGUAUGAGGGUGGAUGA